Ziziphus jujuba (common jujube) is the source of this 1157-nucleotide messenger RNA. RefSeq names its product glycosyltransferase family protein 64 C3. The transcript has a single exon. Gene Ontology annotation, molecular function: glycosyltransferase activity. Bases 5 to 1030 code for a protein of 341 amino acids. The record is from RefSeq and is a predicted model, not a curated record. Gene Ontology annotation, cellular component: membrane. Lineage: Eukaryota; Viridiplantae; Streptophyta; Magnoliopsida; Rosales; Rhamnaceae.
GAAGAUGAAUCUCUUAUUAACGAGUUUGUUCUUACUCUUCUUCUUCUUCUUCUUCUUCUUCUUCCAAUCUUAUUCCGUGCUUUCCCUUCGUAUGCUUGAAGCUGAUCCAUGCGGUCCCACAUCGCAUCGGGACCCACGAACUCUCCGCUCUGAUCAAAUCACGAUCCUCAUCAACGGCUUCUCGGAGUCCCGCAUCCCUCUCCUCCAAUCAAUUACCGCCGCGUAUUCGGCCUCCCCGAUCGUCUCGGCGGUGCUUGUUCUCUGGGGAAACCCUUCCACAUCAGCCCAAACCCUUGAAGAAUUGGCCCAUAAUCUCACUCUCUCCUCGUUCGGCUCCGCAGCCAUCUCUUUGUUCCGCCAACCUUCCAGCAGCCUCAACGCCCGGUUCCUCCCUAGACCCACCGUGGAGACACGCGCCGUCUUGAUCUGCGACGACGACGUCGAGAUCGAUUCGAAGUCCUUUGCUUUCGCUUUCAGAAUAUGGGGAGCGAACCCUGACCGCUUGAUCGGGUUCUUUGCCAGAUCGCACGACUUUGAUCUGUCGAGGAAGGAAUGGAUCUACACCGUCCAUCCUGACAGGUAUUCGAUCGUGCUAACCAAGUCCAUGAUAUUGAAAACAGAGUAUCUGUUCCAGUACAGCUGCGGUGGUGGGGCCGCGAUGCAUCGGAUGAGGGAGAUCGUUGAUCGGAUGCGGAAUUGCGAGGAUAUAUUGAUGAAUUUUGUGGUGGGGGACGAGGUGAAUGCUGGGCCCAUUUUGGUAGGGGCAGAGAGGGCUAGAGAUUGGGGGGAUGCUCGUAACGAUAAGGAUGACAUUGAUGAUGGACGGCGAGGAUUAAUGGGAGAGGUGGCUCAGGUGGGGUUGAGUAGUAGGAGAGGUGAGCACAGGAAGAGGAGAGGGGAAUGUAUAAGAGAGUUUCAUAGGGUGAUGGGAAAAAUGCCGUUGAGAUAUAGUUAUGGGAAGGUAGUUAAUUCAGUUGGUGAACAAGGACUGUGUCAAAAAGGUAGGAAAUUGGUCUUUUGUGAUCAAUAAACGAAAAAGAAUUGACGAAAUGUAAAAAAAAAAAAAGGGCAAAAACAAACUAGAUUUUGGCUAUUUAGCUAUUUAUUAUUAUUAUUAUUUUUAAUAACAGGAAAAGUAAUUUGUUUUGAUAUAUGAA